AUGUCUCCUCCUCCUGCGUUGCUCCUCCUUCUGCUCGCCCUGGAAUUGUUGGCCUUGAUCCAACGGGCGAACAUCACAAUCAGAUGGGAUGUGAGGAGCUGGGUUCCAGAUGGCUAUUUGGCUGAGGUUUCACUAUUCAACUUUCAGCAGUACCACCACAUUCAGCCACCGGGAUGGAAGCUUGGGUGGGUGUGGUCAAAGGAGGUAAUCCGGUAUGUGCAAGGUGGACAGGCUACAGAGCAAGGUGAUUGCUCGAAAUUCAAAGAGAUUAUCCCUCACAGCUGCAAGGUGAACCCGGAGAUAGUCGACUUGCUUCCCGGGGCACCUUCCAAUAGGAAGAGGGCCAACUGCUGCAAAGGAGGAGUCCUUAGCUCACUGGCACAAGACCCUGCUAAUGCUGUGGCCUCCUUUGAAGUUUCAGUUGGUCGAUCAGGGACCACAACCAAGACCCUGGAAUUGCCUGUGAAUUUCACUCUGAAGGCCCCUGGUCCAGGGUAUACCUGUGGGCCUGCAACCAAGUUAGAUGAACCUACAAAGUUCACUACACCAGAUGGAAAGAGGAAAUCUCAAGCCCACAUGACAUGGACUGUGACUUGUACCUACUCACAGUUUCACGCUCUGACGUAUCCAGCGUGUUGCUUAUCUCUCAGCGCGUUGUACAACGAUACACUUGUUACCUGCCCCAAAUGCUCAUGUGGCUGCCAAGAUAGCAGUACAAAACCAGGAACCUGUCUGAACCCGGAGAUAGUCGACCUGCUUCCCGGGGCACCUUCCAAUAAGUAG
Triticum dicoccoides is the source of this 783-nucleotide messenger RNA. RefSeq names its product COBRA-like protein 1. Gene Ontology annotation, biological process: plant-type cell wall cellulose biosynthetic process; cellulose microfibril organization. The record is from RefSeq and is a predicted model, not a curated record. Bases 1 to 783 code for a protein of 260 amino acids. Lineage: Eukaryota; Viridiplantae; Streptophyta; Magnoliopsida; Poales; Poaceae. Gene Ontology annotation, cellular component: plasma membrane. The transcript is spliced from 5 exons.